AUGUCUAACACAUUACAACAAGAUAGUCUCAGCCUUGGAGGCACCACAUCAGGUGUCACAAUUCCAAUAGUCAAGACGCCGGCUUAUAUCGAAAAGUUGAAUUCGCUUGCCCAUCACGAUGAGGUUUUGGCGGCAGUUGGAUAUGUUGUAAAAGAGCUAUCCAGUGAAGAACUGGAAGGAAAGAAAAGGUGUUCAGGCUGUGGGAAACAAAUGUCACAAGUUAUGCCGAAGAAGGCAAAGAACAAGAACAACAAGAAACCCCCUCCGGAUAAAGAUGUCUCGGGACAGCUUGAGGCAUGUAUCAUUUCAUCGCCGGCUAAGGACACCACUAGCGAUAGCCCUCUUAAUAAGGGAGAUAUCCCCGCCAGCAACGAACCGCAUAUGCGGUGCAAGUUCCACAGCGGCCUGUUGCAGUUCAAGGUCUGGUCAUGCUGUGGUGGUAACCCGAUGGACGCUCCUUGCACGAAACAUGAGUUUCAUAUCCCUAGGCCAUAUGCUGCUGGCGAGAUUGAAAGACUGUGGCAAUUUCACUCAACUGGGGGAGGGAAAAGGCAAUCUUCAUAUCGAAAGGCGGUGGCCAUCGACUGCGAAAUGGGUACAGCAAAGUCCGGCGACUCGGAGCUUAUUCGCAUUACGCUGUUGGACUACUUCUCCGGACAAAUCCUUAUCGAUAAGCUCGUAUAUCCCGAUGUUCCCAUGCUACAUUUUAAUACUCGAUAUUCAGGAGUACGCCGCAUCGAUUUGAACAACGCGCGUCGCGAGGGCAGCUGCUUUUAUGGAAGGAACAGCGCUAGGACCGCUAUCUUAAAGUUUGUCGGGCCGUCUACAGUAAUCGUGGGACAUUCGGCGCAGAAUGACUUGAAAUCUCUCAGGUGGAUCCACCACAAAAUUGUCGAUACGUAUAUCAUCGAGUCCUCUCUCAAAGAGGCGGCAGAGAGGAUGCUCAAAGAAUCCUCUUUGACGACACCGCCAGAGCCACCAAAUUCUUUGGACGUUAAUCCUAAGAAAGAGGAAGACAGACAGAAAUCUUCCAAGGGCCGGGGCAUGCUCUCCUUAAAGACUUUGUCAAAAGUCAAGCUGGGGCGUGACAUACAAACCGGACGGAACGGGCACGACAGUGUGGAAGAUGCUCUUGCUGCCCGGGAUUUAGUACACUUUUAUCUGACCAACUCAAUACACUAG
Molecule: messenger RNA, 1182 nt
Organism: Talaromyces proteolyticus
Lineage: Eukaryota; Fungi; Ascomycota; Eurotiomycetes; Eurotiales; Trichocomaceae
Product: ribonuclease H-like domain-containing protein
Exons: 3
Coding region: 1-1182 (393 amino acids)
Biological process (GO): rRNA processing; ribosomal large subunit assembly
Cellular component (GO): nucleus
Molecular function (GO): exonuclease activity; nucleic acid binding
Source: RefSeq, a predicted model, not a curated record